AGUGGAUUAUGCAAUGCAUGAGCUGGUGAAAGGUAGGAUCUCCUUGAGCUUUCGGCUGGUGCGGCGCUGGCUUUGACGCCAAGGAGAAACAGGGAGACAGAGAGAGCAUGAAGGAGAAAUAUAUAUAAAAAGCAUCGUGUUUUUCUCUUAUCUUCUUCUGUUCUUCCUUCCCCAUUUUAUCUUUUUUGAUUUUUUUUUUGCUGGGUUGUAUGGAUUAUAUAUAAACAUAAUUAAUUAUACUCUCUGCUUGGAUCCUUCAAUGGUGGCAUCUAUGGCAUCUGUUCUGUUCAUCUGCAUCUGCACGCUUUCCUUGCUGCGAACCGCUUUCUCCUUCUCCUCCCUGUGCCCUCACUACUCCACCUUGUUUCUCAGCGCUCUCCAAUCUCAAUGCCCUCUCGCCACUCCCUCCCAUUCACUCCUCCAGGUGGAUGGUAGCUUCCUGGAUAGAGCUUUGACUUCCAGUCGGACUGAUAUGUAUACUUCUGUUCUUUUCUAUGCUUCUUGGUGCCCAUUUUCACGCAAUAUGCAUUCAGAAUUUGAAGUUCUCAGUUUCAUGUUUCCCAAAAUUGAUCAUUUGGCAAUUGAACAAUCUUCGGCAAUGCCAAGUGUCUUUUCAAGAUAUGGAAUUCAUAGCUUGCCUUCAAUAUUAAUGAUAGGCCAGGGUUCUGAAGUGCGAUAUCUCGGUCCAAAGAAUCUUGUUUCCCUUGUACAAUUCUACAAGCAAACAACAGGACUUGAACCAGCUCAAAAUUUCACCGAGAAUCGACAUAUCAACUUGGAAAGAAGUGAAAAGAUGAGUAAGCAGUUGUGGAACUGGUCAUCACUGACGGGGAUAUUUAUGAGAGAACGAUACUUGGUAUUCUCGGUAAUUUUCCUUUAUAUAAGGUUACUCUUCUUGAUACUGCCAAAGGUGUUAUCUCAUCUCAAGGAUUUCUGGUUCUCAUAUGUUCCCCAUCUGAAACUGGAAAUAUUUGGGGAGACGAGCCAAAUUAUGGGGCGUGUACUUCAUAUGAUAGACUUAGAGAGGGUUCGGACCAAGUUGAGAAUGUGCAAGGUCAGGAAUUUCCAUGAAGGCGCAAAGAACGCUCGGGUUUGGGCUUCUUCCCUAGCUUCGGUAUCUUUGGGCGAAACUUCACUGGCUAAAUCAUCAUCCUGAUUCGGCGACUCAAGACCAGGUGUAGAGCAGAGCUCAUCAAGAUGCUCAGGGACGCCCGGAUAGGUACUCUUUUUCGGUCUCUCCCAAUUUCCUAGUUUAGUUAGCUGUUUUUCUUGUAUUGUAGAUUAUGUUACUAAUGAUGUUAGAUGUAGCUGAUGUCUUAUUUUCAUAUUGGGUUUCUUUUUGGGGAGAGCAAACAAGCUUGUAAAUUUGUGAAAUGCUGUUUUGUGUAUAAUAUUAGUUGUUUGGAGGAACAUCUCUGCCUAACAUGUUAGCUAAAUGUAAUCUUUCAGAUUGCCUAGUCCAGGCAAAA
Malania oleifera is the source of this 1469-nucleotide messenger RNA. RefSeq names its product 5'-adenylylsulfate reductase-like 7. Lineage: Eukaryota; Viridiplantae; Streptophyta; Magnoliopsida; Santalales; Ximeniaceae. The transcript has 4 exons. The coding region runs from base 260 to 1156 and encodes 298 amino acids. The record is from RefSeq and is a predicted model, not a curated record.